GCUGCGGAUCGUAAAUGUACGGGCAGUUUCGAUAUAGAACUUGAAGCGCCCUUAGCAGUGGUCGCGUAUAGAACCGGUAAGCUGUGGUUAUUCGAUAGUUUUCGAAAAACGAGAAAGUGUCGAGUCAGUAUUUGACAGGCCCUUAAAGCCUGCGGAGAAACGGCUGUCAGCGAACGUACAGGAGGACACAAGUCAACGAAGGUUUUUUUCGUGUCUGAUGAGCUCCUCCGUCGCACCGCUGGUGGUAAGAUGGCUGUGCAGCUGGAUGGAGGAGGGAAGGAGGACUUGAAAACACAGUUUGUCACGCGGGAAGGGACAUACAAGCUAAUGACUUUGUCGGAGUAUUCGAGGCCAAACAGGGUCGGCUAUACGAAUAGUCAAGGAAGUGCAUCCGUUAGGGUGUCUUUCGUAACUUUACCGGACCCAGCAGAUCCUACGGGUACGCAAGGUCUCGGCGACCGAAUGUGUUUCAAUUUUGGAAAGGAGCUUUAUGUUUACGUGUAUCGAGGUGUCAAAAAGGCUGUGGACUUAAAUAAACCAUUGGAAAAAAAAUUAUAUAAAGGAACUAAUCCAACUUGCCACAAUUUUAAUCAAACAACAGCAACUGCAGACAGUGCACCCUUAUUAGUGGGUUUCUCAACAGGACAAAUUCAGUUGAUAGAUCCAAUUAAAAAAGAACUCAGCAAGUUGUAUAAUGAAGAUAGAUUGAUAGAUAAAAGUAAAGUAACAUGUAUAAAAUGGGUUCCUGGAUCAAACAACCUCUUCUUGGUAUCACAUUGCUCUGGACAACUAUAUUUAUAUAAUGAAGAACUCUUGUGUGGUACUACAGCUCCCCAUUAUCAGUCCUUUAAAUCAGGAGAUGGUUAUGCCAUAUAUACUUGCAAGACAAAAUCUACAAGAAACCCUUUGUACCGAUGGGUGAUAGGUGCAGAAGGAUGUUGUAUAAAUGAAUUUGCCUUUAGCCCAUGUGGUUCAAAUUUAGCUGUGGUUUCUCAAGAUGGGUUUCUACGAGUAUUUCAAUAUAACACAAUGGAGCUAGUGGGUUCAGCUAGAAGUUACUUUGGUGGAUUCCUGUGUGUAUGUUGGUCACCGGAUGGAAGAUAUGUUGUUGUGGGAGGUGAAGAUGACCUGGUGACAAUUUGGAGCUUUCAUGAAAAAAGAGUUGUAGCUCGAGGUCAGGGUCAUCACAGUUGGGUUAGCGUUGUAGCCUUUGAUCCUUACACUACAUCUUAUGGAGAUCAUAAUCCUGACUUCAGUGGUUCAGAUGAUGAAACAUUACCACACAGUAAUCACAACCACUUUCAUGAGAAGUCUAAUCGUUUGUCCACCACUUCCCAAGGAAUUCACUCAAAUAGAAACUCUUGUGGUUCAGAAUUAAGAGUGUCAGGUGGUACAUGCUACAGGCUAGGCAGUGUGUCGCAAGAUACUCAACUGUGCUUGUGGGAUAUCACGGAAGAUGUGUUGAGGCAACCAAUGUGCGCGAAGCAGAGGCCAUCUGCAGCAGGUUCUGGUACUCUUUCUACACCGGGAACAGUCAACAGUGGGAAUGGCUCGACGACGAAUCAUCACCUGAACAAUUCUAAACACAAUAAUUUGAAUAAUGUUAAUUACAAGGAAAACGCGAGUGGUAAUAAUGAAAGUAGUAACAAUAGCACGAGUACAAAUACUGCAGUGUCAACUGUAAAUUCGUUGACUCAAAGGUUAGCAGGCCUUGGUUUUGGUGAGAGAAAAGGUGAUAAUCAUAAAAGAAACUUUAGCCUCACUAUGAGAGGUAGUGGUGCAUCUAAUAGCACAAUAAUGCAGAACAGUGGUGGUGAUAAAGCUACCACUAAUUCGAAUACAAGUAGUAAUAUGAACAGUGUCAGUGGAAGUUUAGUAGGUGCAAAUAAAAAGGCUAGUUCCGUGAUGGACGAUCCUAUGAGGUUGAUAGGAACUGCCUGGUGCCCUAGGUUUGAUGAGUGCCCAGUGUUAGAACCGCUGGUGUGCAAGAAGUUGGCACAUGAGAGAUUGACUGAAUUAGUGUUUAGGGAAGAUUGCUUCGUAACAGCGUGUCAAGAUGGAUACGUCUACACAUGGGCAAGACCUGGUCACAUGAUUAAUGUUCUGUACCAUGCUUUGGCUGAUGCAAGAUUAUCAUGGAUGAAACUUCCCAGAGUUUUCGCAUGCCAGGAGUAGGACAGGUUGGAAAUGCUCUACAUGUUGUUAGUCCCGCGGAAGGUGGAGGUACCAUAGUAUAGCCAGAACCAGAUAUCGGCACACCUUCAAAGCACGAAGAAGAAUACGUCCCGUCUUUGCGUGUACUGCAAUCCUCGGAAAUGCAGUUUCCAUAUACGCAUUAUCGUCACUUGUAUUAUGUAUGGCCAAGUGAAAGUUAUUCCAGUACUGUUUAAAGAUGGAUAAUCAAAGAAUUAUCAUAAAGGCAUCUAACAGCUUAAUGCUUAAAGACUCAUUUUUAUUUGGUAAGUUAAUUCCGGUGCAUAGAUUUGUUUUUGCUUUCCAUCUUUUUUUUGAUUACGCAUGGAAAGCAUUUAAAUUUUAUAGUCUUAAACUUAUUUCGUAAGAAAAUCCAACAAAAGGAAUAAGUAAAUUGUGUAUACAUGUAUAUAUGUAUACAUAUGUAUGUUUGAUCAUAUGUACUGUAUACUAUAUCAUUCCAAGAAGAUCUUGUUAAGUAAAAAAUUUUAAUCGAAUGGUGUUAACACUAAAUGCUUAUUAUGAUAUGUGUAUAUAUAUACAUAUAUCAUAUGUAUAUGUAUAUAUCAAGAACUUUUAUAUUAUUAUUAUUUAAUAUUUACGAUCGUUUAUCGGAGAUAUGAUUUAAAAUAAUUUGCUUUUAGUGACAUAGAUUAACGAGGAUUGCGAGACUAUUGUAAUCAGUCAGAGCCAUAUGUAAAUACGAAAUAUUUUAAGCAGUAUUUUAAUUUGCAUACUCGUUACUACUGACUAUUUGCUUCAUCUUUGAUAAUAAUAUGCACGAACAAAAGCGGACUAAAUGAUUUCUAAAACACAAUCUACGUUAAUUAUUUCAUUUUUAAAGUUUAAUUAUAGCAAGUAUUAUUUUUCUACGUUGUUAAUUUUAAAUAAUAUUUGAGAUAUUUAGUGAAAGCAUAUGUUACAAUGAUCCUUCUUUAUGCUUCAUUUCCUAUUACUAUUAUUCACAAACAUAGUCCGAUCAUUGCUAACUAAAUUGCCUUAAUAAGAUCGUAAGUUAAACAUAAUAAAGAAAAUUUUCAUUUGUUCUAUAUAGUUACACGAAUGUUUUACUAAGAAACUUGUUCGCUUUAUUGGAAAUUUAUAAUGUGGAUGUAAUCUAUAAUGCAUCAUCGAUGUAUGACCAGUCGAGGACUCAAUACAGAAAUGGCUUUAUAUCUGUCUGCCACAAUGAAAUAAAUAGUUAUGAAUUUAUAAAAAAAUAGUUAUCGAAUAUUCUGAUGGUAGACAGUGUUUCAAGUUGAAUAUUCCAUACGGCGAUACUAUUUAUUACUUUAUACAAAUAAAUAAAAAUAUAUAUGUAUACAUACGUUAAAAUAUUAACGUCGUAAUGUAAAAACAAUUUGCAUUGUUGUAAUUUUUGAAAAGUUUGGAAACAAUAAUACAUUUUUACACUCUUUGUCAUGGGCAUUUCUCAAAAGUAUUAGUAAUUUUAUAGCGAAAUGCAAACAAAGUGUGGAAACGUAAUAAAGCGAGUUUAUUUGAUGUUAAUGAAAAACGGUAAUUAGUUAACUAUAUGAUUUAUGUAAUUGUAAAUCAGUGUUUCUUAGACAAUAAUAUCUGUCAUGGUAUGAAUUGUCAACAAUAUUUAAGAAUGUUUUAACGUUGUUUAACAGUGAUUCCCACCAAUGGGAAUCACUGAUCUCGGAGAGAAUAUACGAUUUUGUAUGUUUUUUUUUUUUUUUAUAAGAAAACUCAAAGGCAAAUACGAAGUAUUUUUGCGUAUGAUCAUACCUUACAUCGUAACUAAAUUAAUUAUAGAUCCGUUUUUAUAUUUGAGAAAAUAAAUUGCAGUUUAAAAAAAUGCUAAUAUAAUGUCACUUUUGUGAUAAUUGCAGAGCUGUUUAUCUUGGUAUGUUUGCAGGAAAGGUUUGCUAGAAGUUUGAGUUGUGUAAUUCUUAUUAAAGAAGUUAUUUUACAUACAAUAUAUUCUAAAUUUUGACAAACAGUAGAUGUGUAACACUGCUCUAUUCCUUGACAAGCUCUCUGAAGUAUGCUGUGAUACGUGUGUAUGCUGACUUUGACUAAUUACUUAAUUAUAAGUGAUGAAAGUGAGAGUUAUGCUAUGUCGUGAAUUGCAAUUUUAUAUGGUAAACCAAAUGGUUACUCUUCAAGAUGUAUUUGUUGAUUUAACCCAGAGUUGGCCUGAUAAAUAUCAUACUACAUUUCAUUUAUUGAAUCUGAGAUUUAUAAUGUUCCUAUAUUGUAAGUCGUACAAUGGAUCUCUAAUAAGUGUUAUAUUUUGUUUCAUGACUAGUACUGAUUGAAGUAUAUAGUAUCAAUUAAUGAAAUUAUUAAUUAUUUCACUAUUUCAGUUUAGGAUGUAAAUAUUUGGUUGUGUUCAAUAGAGGAAUCUUCAAUUCUGAUAAAUGUUCAUUAUUACAUGAACGAAUUUUUUGUUCUGUAAAGCGAACAAGAUUUCUUUGUAUCAAAAUGCGAAUAUGUUCAGGGUUGAAACAAUGAUUUCAAUUGUAACAUAGAGUCACGUCCCUUUUAAUACUAAGGAUAAAUACAACGAUUCAAGAAGAUAUUUUGAUAAUUAAGUUGUGAAUUGGCAGACUAGUCUGGCUGAUUACACAUAUGCAGAUAAGCAUAAAACUAAUCAAUCAUUUCCUACUUGGCGACUUUUUUAUGAGACAUUUUCACACAGAGCUUUACAACAUUGCAUAAAAUUUCUAUUUCUCUUUGCAUUUCACUUCAUUUGUUUAUAAGGGUGUACAUUCUUUGUAAUUGUAAAUGAAAAAAUUUUCAUUGUUAGUGCUUCCGUGUACGUUUCUUUAUCACGUAAUUACCCAAAAUGUAAAACUAUUUUAGAAAGAGUUUUACAUAAUAUAAAUUUAAACAUAAGCGAUGUAUUGGCGUAUGAAUAUUUAUUCGUACCGUAGAUAUUCUUAGCCAACUAUGAUUAAAUUCGAUUCGCAUUCCUUUUUUUUCUACAUGUAACAUUUCUAUAUCGCUAGGACAAAAUUGUGUUUCGUGACAGAUAUGUAAAAUCUUUUAUAUUGUACAACUGAAACGUUUAUGGCAAAUUUUAUGGACUAACAAAAUGAAAAAGCUACAAAUACUUCGUGUAGAUAAUGACUUAGUAGAAAAAGCAGACUUACAGAUAGGUAAUAAUAUCAUCGGCCCAAGUGUCGCAACUGAUGUAAGUACAUGUUAUUACAGCACUUAAUUACUUAGAAAAUUAACUUAACGAAUGCAAUGGUAAGUAAUUGAUUCGAAAUUACGACGGUAGCAAACAAAUUUGAAAUUUCUGUUAACCGUUUAAUUUUCUUCGCGCAUGCGCCACAAACGUGUAUUAUCACGUGUUGCGUUUUUGCCUUUCGUGUGUUUUGCUUGAAGCUUAAAGAUAAAAGUUGAGAAUAUAUUCUGAAUUGGAAAUUUACUCUUCAUAUGUUAAUUUCAGUCUGACAAUGGUCAAAUUAUCAAACACGCUGUAACGAUAAAUCUAUCGCCUGACUAUGAAAUGACAAUAACACCGCAUCAGGUUUCACCAUGUUUCAUGAAAUCUACCAAAUCUAUGCGAUGGCAACUUCUUAAAUCCGGUGCUACUGUUCCAAUAAAACCAGGGGAUAUUUGUUCGUUACUAAAAGAUAAAUGUUGGUUUAAAGUUGUAUUAAUGUCUGACACCAUGGAAAGCAAUGAGGAACAUGCCUCGAAACGAAAAGUAAAAUGCUGAUAUUUUAAUGAUUCUAUCACUUACUUUUUAAAUAUUUUUUAUCAAUUUAAUCAUAGGCUCUAACAGCUGUAGAUUGUGAUUUACCUUGUAAAAAGCCUUGUUCAGAAUCAGGGGAAGGGGAUGUUAAAGUAACAGAUGAAAUGAUUAAUAUGAACAAAGAGAAUUUGUUGAAUAACGAAGCUGUUACUGAUGUAGCAGUUCGAAAUAUCAAGGAACCUCAUUGUACAAGGUUUCAUUUUAGUUUGAAUUUACAAUUUAUUAUUCAAUGAUGCAAGCAUUAUCUAUAAUUCAACUAAUUCUUAUAUGAUAGUUCCACAAAUGAGG
Hylaeus anthracinus is the source of this 6214-nucleotide messenger RNA. Its product is annotated as WD repeat-containing protein 20. The record is from RefSeq and is a predicted model, not a curated record. Gene Ontology annotation, molecular function: protein binding. The coding region runs from base 250 to 2175 and encodes 641 amino acids. NCBI's taxonomy places the organism in Eukaryota, Metazoa, Arthropoda, Insecta, Hymenoptera, Colletidae. The transcript is spliced from 6 exons.